CAGUGUGUCGUCAUUCAGCAUGAUGGAUAGUGGCAGCGGUGUAAAGCCGUGCCAUUUCCUUCUGAACUCGAUUUUCGGUAACAAUUGUCCAACAGCAAAACCGAGUAAUACUGAUGCAGCAGCAGGCGACACGAAGGCAUUCAGUCAAAUCUGGACUAAUAGUUUAAUGGACGCGCUGGUGUUCAUAUUUGUACGUUUGUUCGCGAUUCCUCGAUGGUUUUUGGCCUUAUUGGUGUCAACGAAAUGGCUGGCUGCACGAACAAUCGAUGCCGUGGUCGGUGUACUGUUGAGACGCAUUCUGCAGAUUGCGUUCACUGAAUCGAAUUGCGUUCGUAUGGUGACACUGAUACAAGAUGCAUUGUUCAGUGCAGAUCAAUCAACAACUACUGAU
This is a messenger RNA of Anisakis simplex (herring worm), 391 nucleotides long. NCBI's taxonomy places the organism in Eukaryota, Metazoa, Nematoda, Chromadorea, Rhabditida, Anisakidae. The record is from the annotation of a GenBank genome assembly.